UUACAGUGAGGCGAGCCUUGCAUAUUUUCAAUUCAUUCCGAACAUAGCAAGUUUAUCCACAAGCAAGGCUAACUGCUCAUAUUAAUUGAAAAUUUUAUCAAGCGACAUAAAGAGGAGACCCAGCUUCCGGAUUGUGGUGCUACAGUGUAGCGAAUAAUUGUACAACAAAAUAUAGGUUAUAAUUUGAGACAUUUUGAGAAUAAUACAAGUUGCAAAGCGAAUUUUCCCCAUGAAUUCUGACGGCUUAGAUAUGUCGAAUUCGGAGGACAAAGCAAAAUCUCCUGAAGAUAUGGCUAAUGAUGCCGAAGGAGUUUGGUCCCCUGACAUUGAGCAAAGCUUUCAAGAAGCUCUAGCGAUUUAUCCACCAUGUGGCAGGAGGAAAAUUAUAUUGUCUGACGAAGGGAAAAUGUAUGGUCGAAAUGAACUAAUUGCUCGAUACAUUAAGCUGAGAACUGGGAAAACCAGGACUAGAAAACAGGUAUCGAGUCAUAUUCAAGUAUUGGCAAGAAAGAAAGCUCGUGAAAUUCAAUCAAAACUGAAGGUAGACCAAGCUGCAAGAGACAAAGCACUACAAACUAUGGCUUCAAUGUCCUCUGCACAAAUUGUUUCUGCCUCAGUUCUGCAUAACAAAAACCCUGCACCUUCAAAUAAUUACAAUGAUCAUUACAGCAAUCCUCAUCCAGGGCAUCCAUUACCUGCCCUGCCUAGUACUCAGUACUGGAACAACCAAGCUACCCAACCAGGAAGUACUCCUACAUCAUUUGGAGGUCUUCCAACAACACAUACAAGGACAUUAUUUGGUGGAAGUCCAGGGCCAGGGCCGUCUACAGCAUUGGUACCCAGUGUCAGUUCGCCAAAUGACGAAAUGAGAUCAGCCUACCCAGGUGGCAACCAAUUAACAAUGAGCGGAAACUCAAACUGGUCAAACAGAAACAUGCCAUUGCGUCUUAUUGAUUUCCAAGCAUUUGUGGAACAGACUGGUGUAAAAGCAGACUCGUAUCACAAGCAUCUAUUUGUCCAUCUUGGACCAAAUGUGAACUUCCAAGAUUCGAUCUUAGAGGCUGUGGAUAUUCGACAAAUAUACGAUAAAUUCCCUGAGAAAAAGGGAGGUUUACGAGAACUUUAUGAAAAGGGUCCACAAUCUGUAUUCUUCUUGGUCAAAUUUUGGGCUGAUCUUAAUACGAAUGUAAAAGAUGAAUCGGGGUCGUUUUAUGGUGUUUCCAGCACGUACGAAUCCAGUGAAAACAUGACAAUUACGUGUUCAACGAAAGUCUGUUCUUUUGGAAAGCAAGUCGUCGAAAAAGUUGAGACGGAAUACGCGCAUUUUGAAAACGGACGUUUCGUGUACAGAAUACAUCGAUCACCCAUGUGUGAAUACAUGAUUAAUUUUAUUCACAAACUCAAACAACUUCCAGAGAAAUACAUGAUGAACAGCGUGUUGGAAAACUUUACCAUUUUACAGACCGUGACAAACAGGGACACACAGGAUACUCUACUAUGCCUUUCUUACGUGUUUGAAGUCUCCACGAGUGAACAUGGCGCUCAACAUCACCUGUACAGACUGGUCAAAGACUAAAGUCCUGGGCAAUCGGAGUAUAACUGGGAGUAAGACAGGGAGUAGAGAGCAAGAAAUAUACCCAAUAUACGGAAGUGCUGUGCGCCUUCCGUGAUGACGCUAUGUAACCAUGGAAACAAGAUUUUUGUUUAUAUAAAUACUAAGUAUACACAUGCGUUCAUAGAGCAAAGCUUAAAGCUAUCGAUCAUAUGCAAUGACGUCAUAACUGCUCCAUAGUUAUGACGUCAUUGUGCACUACAUAAUCGGGUUUCAGAUGGUGAUCGAUUAGAGUCCACUUGAUAGUUAAAAACAUCCCGCGAUUUUUUACUUCCUGCAGUACAUAUAUUAAAAUCAACCUCGUUCCCAGGAAUAUUGCCUUGAAAAGGGAAGUGUCCUGGAAGUUGAUAUCUAUCAAUUGACCACAGUGGUUGACCAUCAUCUAAAGCUCUUCGUAUGCUGAAUAGCUCAACUCGCCUAUAUACCCUCAUUUCGCGUGUGAUUUGCAUGUGCUGCGCGCAUGUUCAAUAGAAACGAACAUAUUUCCAAGUAAGGAAGGAUAAAAGACAUGUAUCAGUAGAUAUUAAUCAGCAGUCAGGUGACAUUUAUAUAGUAUUAGCCGUAAUUUAUAGCGGGGCAGUGAUUACUAAUUAGUCUUACUGAACCAAAUAUGUAGUUUUAUACAUAUCCCAUUUUUCACGUCGUAAUAAUGCCCCCACCCCUCCCCGAGCAAUACUUCGGAGCAUACUGUGAUACUGCACUGCGAUUCACGAGACUAGAAUGUUGCCCAGUGUUUGCAGAAUGAAAAUUAUGAUGUUUAGACGUCGUGACCACGUCUUUUGUUCAAACAUCAUUCUUACAACAAACAGUGCGACUUCGCAGUGCGCACGUUAAGAUUUCUAGAUACUGUGUUGAUGUACAAGUUGUGUAUAUAUUUACCAUGAAUUUGCGCUGAAUGUUCAUAUAUAAUAUUUGUAUGAUAAACGUAACUCAAUAGCGCGAUGAACGAUGAAUUUUUUUUAUAAUAAAUGUUUAUAUAGAUACACAAUGUACUAUGAUUAUAUAUAGGAUGAAUUAGUAACAUUUUUACUUGAAAUUUUUAAAAUAUAUUAUUGUUCAUAAAUA
This is a messenger RNA of Dendronephthya gigantea, 2677 nucleotides long. Its product is annotated as transcriptional enhancer factor TEF-1-like. Gene Ontology annotation, molecular function: RNA polymerase II cis-regulatory region sequence-specific DNA binding; DNA-binding transcription factor activity, RNA polymerase II-specific. The record is from RefSeq and is a predicted model, not a curated record. Gene Ontology annotation, cellular component: transcription regulator complex. The coding region runs from base 230 to 1576 and encodes 448 amino acids. The transcript is spliced from 13 exons. Gene Ontology annotation, biological process: regulation of transcription by RNA polymerase II; embryonic organ development; hippo signaling. NCBI's taxonomy places the organism in Eukaryota, Metazoa, Cnidaria, Anthozoa, Malacalcyonacea, Nephtheidae.